UGCAAACCUUCCACAUUGGAGAGUGAGGUAUAAAAGCCACCUCCCGUGACUUCUAAAAUCAGUGCAAAUUCACACCUUGCAACAUUUCCAACUCUAACUCUUCCCCAAAAAACUUGAAAUGUUUUUGCUUUUAAUUUUCGCCGUCCUGGUGGGACACAUCUCGUGUGCCAGUCGUAUCAUUGGUGGGCAAUUUGCCACUCCCGGGCAGUUUCCGCAUCAGGUCUCGCUACAGCUGAAUGGUCGUCAUCACUGUGGAGGUUCCAUCAUCUCGGAAACUUUCAUCGUCACCGCCGCCCAUUGUACCAUCAAUCAAAACCCGGCCCUCAUGAAAGUAGUGGUUGGCACAACCGAUCUGGUGGCCGGCAAUGGCAAAACUCUCAACGCAGCCCAAUUCAUUAUCCAUCCCCAGUAUAAUCCACAGAGUCAAGAUUACGACAUGUCUCUGAUUAGGCUGGCCGAACCUUUGCAACUGGGCACAACGGAAGUGGACAAAAUUGAACUGGCUGCCUCGGAUGCCAAUUUUGCUGCCGACACCUUGGCCACCAUCAGUGGUUUUGGAGCUAUCAACGGCAAUUUGCAAUUGCCCAAUAAAUUGAAAUUCGCCCAGGUUCAGUUGUGGAGUCGUGACUACUGUAAUCCCCAGAAUAUUCCCGGAAUUACCGAUCGCAUGAUUUGUGCUGGCCACCCUAGCGGACAGGUGAGUGCCUGCCAGGGUGACAGUGGUGGCCCUUUGACUGUGGAAAAUAAACUGUUCGGUGUCGUGUCGUGGGGUUUCGGUUGCGGUGCUGAGGGCAAACCGGCCAUGUACACGUAUGUGGGUGCCCUGCGUUCUUGGAUCAAGCAGAAUUCGGGAGUUUAG
Molecule: messenger RNA, 859 nt
Organism: Musca domestica (house fly)
Lineage: Eukaryota; Metazoa; Arthropoda; Insecta; Diptera; Muscidae
Product: trypsin-1
Exons: 1
Coding region: 119-859 (246 amino acids)
Biological process (GO): proteolysis
Molecular function (GO): serine-type endopeptidase activity
Source: RefSeq, a predicted model, not a curated record